AUCGAAUUGUUUUGAUAUACACAUGUAAUCUUACCCUUACUAAACGUUAGUUUCAGCUAGCUUUUCGAAUUAGCAGUAUGAAGAUUACAGCAAUAUUCCUAUUGUCAAAUUUAGGCUACAUUCUAGGCACUACACUUGCGGAACUUAAUGACGCAGCAACCAAGGGAGUUACAGAUAUGGUGGAAAAAUAUAAAGUCUUGUCUAUGGGAAACACGGAGUUUUCUCAGUGGAUUAAAAAACUUGACACUGUUAGUAAGACGAGUCCUAUGAGAGAGAAAUUUAAGGUCCGAGCUCAAUUUGAUAUCUACAAUGAACGUCGGCAGGAUUUGGAAAACAGUAUUACGAAUCGCAUCACCACGAUCGAUAAUCUGAUUAAUAAACUUCUCAUUGAAAACACUAAAAAGUGUCUUCAAUUUUAUCGAAGGCAGAAAAAAUCUUUGCAAAUGGCAUACAAGUUUUCAAAUGCUAUAAAACUGACUAACCUUUUGCGAAAUAAGAAACAAUGUGAUCCCGAAAAUGAAAAUGAUGAAAGCAACGAAAACGACGAAUAUAGUUAUUAUUAAGCGAUAUCUUAAACUAAAUUAUUAAAAUAUGUGUUUAUU
Messenger RNA from Drosophila suzukii, 602 nucleotides. RefSeq names its product Seminal fluid protein 38D (gene Sfp38D). Lineage: Eukaryota; Metazoa; Arthropoda; Insecta; Diptera; Drosophilidae. The record is from RefSeq and is a predicted model, not a curated record.